AUGGCCAGUACUCCCAGCGUGCAAUGCUUCGGCAAGAAGAAGACGGCCACCGCUGUCGCCCACUGCAAGCAAGGCAAGGGUCUCAUCAAGGUCAACGGCCAGCCGCUCGCGCUCGUUAAGCCAGAGCUCCUCAAGUUCAAGGUCUACGAACCCAUCCUCAUCGUCGGCCUUGACAAAUUCGCCGGUGUCGACAUCCGUGUCCGCGUCACCGGUGGUGGUCACACUUCCCAGAUCUAUGCUAUCAGACAAGCCAUCGCCAAGUCGAUAGUCGCCUACUACCAGAAAUUUGUUGAUGAACACUCCAAGAACCAGCUCAAACAGGCCCUUGUUCAGUACGACCGAACCCUCCUCGUUGCCGAUAACAGACGUUGCGAGCCAAAGGUCUUCGGUGGUCCCGGUGCCCGUGCCAGAUACCAGAAAUCUUACCGUUAA
Messenger RNA from Trichophyton verrucosum HKI 0517, 432 nucleotides. RefSeq lists its product as uncharacterized. Gene Ontology annotation, cellular component: ribosome; cytosolic small ribosomal subunit. Gene Ontology annotation, molecular function: RNA binding; structural constituent of ribosome. Gene Ontology annotation, biological process: maturation of SSU-rRNA from tricistronic rRNA transcript (SSU-rRNA, 5.8S rRNA, LSU-rRNA); translation. The record is from RefSeq and is a predicted model, not a curated record. NCBI's taxonomy places the organism in Eukaryota, Fungi, Ascomycota, Eurotiomycetes, Onygenales, Arthrodermataceae. The coding region runs from base 1 to 432 and encodes 143 amino acids. The transcript has 4 exons.